Messenger RNA from Phyllopteryx taeniolatus (common seadragon), 493 nucleotides. RefSeq names its product small integral membrane protein 20 (gene smim20). The transcript is spliced from 4 exons. NCBI's taxonomy places the organism in Eukaryota, Metazoa, Chordata, Actinopteri, Syngnathiformes, Syngnathidae. The coding region runs from base 91 to 291 and encodes 66 amino acids. The record is from RefSeq and is a predicted model, not a curated record. Gene Ontology annotation, cellular component: mitochondrial inner membrane. Gene Ontology annotation, biological process: mitochondrial respiratory chain complex IV assembly.
AAUUUGCAUUCGCUUACCUUUGAACCCGGAACCAUUUACUCAAACACAUUUGGAGGUGAAAUUCUUCCAAACGCCAAACGGUAAAGAGUGAUGUCCAAAAACAGGAAAAUAGCUUUCAUAUUUGGAGGGUUUGUAACGGCAGUUGCCGCUGCGUUUUACCCCAUUUUCUUCUACCCGCUCGCCCACAAAAACGAAUACAGAGAAUUCCAGAAGAUGAACCGGGCAGGAAUCGAGCAGGCUGACGUACAGCCCGUUGGUGUGAAGAUCUGGUCUGAUCCAUUCAAGAAGUGAUUCCCGAUGGACUGAGCUGGAGAGUGCUUGGCGUAGAUUCUCCGACAUGACUUGGAAGCUUGGCCGGGUGAAGAUUAAGAGCCACUGUCAAGCCACUCCACUGUCUGAAACACAACUAUUUAUUGUUUGUAUACAAAUAGUUUGGUCUCUGGAGUGCGUGUCCAUCCAUCAGGUAUGAAAUUAAACAACCAAGUAAAUCUUU